ACAACAGAAUAAAGUGACAUAUUUAUAUAAAAUUGUCACAAUUUAAUAUUAACGUAAAUUAUCUAAAUUUUAAUAGUUUCAAUUAUACAACUCUAAAAUGGGUAAAGAUAACGCUGCGGACGAUACUAAAUCGAGAAUUACAAUUAUGAAACCAAAAGCUGAACCUUGCAAUUUACGCAUUCAUGAGCUCGCAAAACCAAGAACGAUACUUUUGCUAUGUUUAUGGUAUCAAUACAGACAUUUUUUAACGCCAGAAAAAUGUCGGAAAUUAAAGCAAACAUUACAAGAAGACUACAGUAUGAGUCCAGAAGAUGCUGAAAGAUAUUUCCAAGAAAUCAAUGACAAGAUUGAGAAAAUAGCAGAAAGGAGAAAACAAAAGAUUCUUUCGCGAAAAAGAUGGAAGAAAAAGGUAGAUCAGUGUGAGAGAAAGAGAGGUUAUCGGUUCUUUAGAGCUUUCUUAGAAAAAGCGUUGAGGCUAUCUUAUCAAAAUCCUGUUCCCCCUCUUAUCCCUUCACGAUUAAAGAACGUCAUGGACAUUGUUCUAGAGCAAUUGUGCGAUUUACUUAAAAUGGACAUUCCAAAUGAGGAAUGUAUGACAAAAGAAGGCGAAUUCAUAGUGUCGCUUGCAUAUAAUAUUGCAGCGGUAAUCGAAAAUACUUCCUACGAAGUAAACGCUCAAAAGAAUUUGGAGUUAGAAGAAAUUGAAAAGCAAGAAAAUAUAUUGAAAGAAGAAGAAGCCAAUAAAGGGGACAAAGAACAAGUAGUCAAAGUUACUAAUUUUUAGAAAUAAAUGACCAAGUACCAUUUCUUUCUUUAAUAAGAAUACACUAUUUAUACGAUUUUAUUGAAGUAAAAUACAAAUUUUGAAUAUGUUGAUA
Molecule: messenger RNA, 878 nt
Organism: Agrilus planipennis (emerald ash borer)
Lineage: Eukaryota; Metazoa; Arthropoda; Insecta; Coleoptera; Buprestidae
Exons: 1
Coding region: 98-784 (228 amino acids)
Source: RefSeq, a predicted model, not a curated record